Lemur catta (Ring-tailed lemur) is the source of this 2093-nucleotide messenger RNA. RefSeq names its product adherens junctions associated protein 1 (gene AJAP1). The transcript has 5 exons. The record is from RefSeq and is a predicted model, not a curated record. Lineage: Eukaryota; Metazoa; Chordata; Mammalia; Primates; Lemuridae. Gene Ontology annotation, cellular component: cytoplasmic side of plasma membrane; adherens junction; cell-cell contact zone. Gene Ontology annotation, molecular function: beta-catenin binding. The coding region runs from base 807 to 2033 and encodes 408 amino acids.
AGACGCGAGGAGGGAGGCGGCCGAGCAGCGCAGGCGGCUCUGCGGCGGGCGCGGUGGGCGCGGGCGGCGGGGCCCCGGGAUCCCCGCGCGCCUCCUCGGCGCGGCGCCGCCGCCGCGCGUCCCCACGCCCCGCGCUCCACGGCGCCCUCGCCCCGCGCGCCUCCCGUGCCCGCCUCCCGCCAGCCUCCGGGCCGCAGCCGUCUGCGGAGCGAGCGCUCAGACGGAGCCCCCGGGCAACUUGAGCUGCGCCGAUCGGCGGCAGAGCCCCCGAUCCAGCGGCGCGCCGAGGGGACCCGCGUCCGCCCGCGUCGCCGUUGCCCAAAGCCCCAGGCAGCGCCGCCCCCUCGGCGCGGAGCUCCGGCUGGGGGCAAGAGCCGCGCGCCGCGAGACACGCACCGUGCGCGGCGGCGCCGCCGGCCUCCCUCCUCGCCGCCCCGGAGGGCGAAGCCGCGGCUCCUCAGACCCUAGCCGCGCGGCGACAGCGCCGGAAUACGCCCCACCUCGCGCCGCCUUCGCUGUGUCGCCCCCGGAGGGGGCCGCGAGCCCCGCGCCCCGGCCGGAGGAUGUGCGCCCCCGCGGGCCGCCCCGCCUGAGCCAUGCGCCCCAACGGCGGCGGCGCGCCGGCCGGCAUGGAGCCCCGCGCGGCCGCGCUCUGACUCGCUGUGCGCCCCGCGGCCGGCGGGCGGCGGGCGGCGGCGGACCGAGAGCCGGAGACCGGCGCCGCGGGACGGAAGCGAGCGGGCGCGGGCGCCGCGCAGAUGGCCCGGGCGAGCCAGGUCUGAGGCCCCGCUCCCCGAAACGUGACCAUGUGGAUUCAACAGCUUUUAGGACUCAGCUCCAUGUCCACCCCCUGGCCGGGCUGCUCCCUCGGAAGCCAUGCUUGGAUACUGAUAGCCAUGUUCCAGCUCGCCGUGGAUUUCCCCCCCUGUGAGGCCCUGGGCCCCGGCCCCGAGUUCCGGCUCCUGCCGCGCCCGUCGCCCCGGCCGCCCCGGUUGUGGAGUUUUAAAAGCGGACAGCCAGCGCGGGUCCCGGCCCCCCUGUGGAGCCCCCGGCCACCCCGCCUGGAGCGGAUUCACGGGCAAAUGCAGACUCCCCGGGCCAAACGGGCCAACAGGCCCAGGGACCAGGUGUCCGCGCUCGUGCCCAAAGGGGGGCUCUCCAAGCCCCCGGCUGCAGCCAGAUCCAGCCCCUCCCUCGCCGCCCCCUCCUCGUCCUCGCCCCCCGUGGCCGGCGGGGCCACGGAACAGCAGGCCCUGCUGAGGAGGGGGCGGAGGAACCUGCAGGGGGAUGGUCUCGGCGGCUUUGGCUUCAGAGGCGGCCGGCCCACCACGGAGGCUGAGUUCAUCGCCUGGGGGCCCACGGGGGACGAGGAGGGCCUGGAGUCCAACACGUUUCCGGGCGUUUACGGCCCCACCACGGUCUCCAUCUUACAAACGCGGAAGACAACUGUGGCCGCCACCACCACCACCACCACGGCCACCCCCACCACGCUGCAGACUAAGGGGUUCACCGAGUCCCUGGAUCCCCGGAAACGGAUCCCGGUCGGGGUUAGCACAACAGAGCCUUCCACCAGUCCCAGCAGCGACGGGCAAGGCCUCAAGCCCCCGCGGAUCCUCGGGGAGACCUCAGGUCUGGCCGUGCAUCAGGUCAUCACCAUCACCGUCUCGCUCAUCAUGGUCAUAGCUGCUCUCAUCACAACUCUUGUCUUAAAAAAUUGCUGUGCCCAGAGCGGGAACACACGGAGGAACAGCCACCAGCGGAAGACCAACCAGCAGGAGGAGAGCUGCCAGAACCUGACCGACUUCACCUCGGCCCGCGUGGCCAGCAGCCUGGACAUCUUCACGGCCUACAACGAGACCCUCCAGUGUUCGCACGAGUGCGUCAGGGCGUCUGUCCCCGUGUACACCGACGAGACGCUGCGCCCGGCGGGGGAGUACAAGUCCACGUUCAAUGGAAACCGGCCCUCCUCCUCCGAUCGGCAUCUCAUUCCCGUGGCCUUUGUGUCUGAGAAAUGGUUUGAAAUCUCCUGCUGACUGGCCGAAGCCUUUUUUACCUCCUGGGGGCAGGGCAGACGCCGCGUGUCUAUUCCAUGG